AUGUACCACCUCUUCAAAGGCCUCUACCUCUACGCAACAAGCAAAGAAGAAUACUCAAUCCUUCUCCUCGGUCUCGAUAACGCCGGCAAAACUACCCUACUCGAACAAAUCAAAGCGCACCACUCCAACUCCCUGCAUCCCAACCUCAAGACCGUCCCGACGGUCGGUCAGAACGUCGCAACCGUGACACGCCCGGAGCUAUACCUCAAGAUCUGGGACGUCGGCGGGCAGCACUCGCUGCGCGGGCUAUGGCAGAGUUACUAUUCUUCGUGCCACGCAAUCGUGUUCGUCAUCGACAGCACCGAUGUCGGCGACGCAGACGUCACGAAGCUGGCCUCGCUAAGUCCCGUCGAGGCGGAUAGCGAGGCGGUCGGGAGGCUGGACGAGUGUCGGAUGGUACUGGAAGAUGUGCUACAGAAUGAGGAUGCAGAGGGGGUGCCGGUGUUAGUGUUGGCGAACAAGCAGGACCGUGAGGACUGUGUCGAGGUGGUGAGGAUUAAGGAGGGGCUGGUGAGGAAGGUGUUUGAGGGGGAGAAGGGGGGCAAUGUGAGGGAUAGUAGGGUAUUGCCAUGUAGUGCAUUGACGGGCACAGGCGUUCAGGAGGCUGUGGAGUGGUUGUGUAGUAGGGUGAAGUGGAAUAAAGAGAGUCGGCCGCCGGUUAUGAGGUGA
Molecule: messenger RNA, 669 nt
Organism: Pseudovirgaria hyperparasitica
Lineage: Eukaryota; Fungi; Ascomycota; Dothideomycetes; Acrospermales; Acrospermaceae
Product: ADP-ribosylation factor 6
Exons: 2
Coding region: 1-669 (222 amino acids)
Biological process (GO): protein localization to organelle; intracellular protein transport; Golgi to plasma membrane protein transport
Cellular component (GO): Golgi apparatus
Molecular function (GO): GTPase activity; GTP binding
Source: RefSeq, a predicted model, not a curated record